Messenger RNA from Drosophila busckii, 869 nucleotides. Its product is annotated as ras-related protein Rab-5A-like. Gene Ontology annotation, molecular function: GTP binding; GTPase activity. Lineage: Eukaryota; Metazoa; Arthropoda; Insecta; Diptera; Drosophilidae. The record is from RefSeq and is a predicted model, not a curated record. The transcript has 4 exons. The coding region runs from base 143 to 802 and encodes 219 amino acids.
UGAAACCUAAAAGCUCUGCUUACUUCCUUUAAAUUUUAAUCAUAGCGUACUGAAUCAGCUAAGGCUUUAGUCACACUCUUGCUUAUAAUUUAUAAGGGCUGCACAUAUAUUAGUUUAGUUUAGUUUCAAUUCAACUGUCAAUAUGCAACGUGUUGAUACCUUAACGCCAAAAUAUAGCUUUAAUAUAAUGCUGCUAGGCAGCAAGGCUGUAGGCAAAACAUCCUUGCUAUAUCAUUAUAUAAACGAUCGUGAUCCGCAAAUUAAAGCACCAACAAUUGGUGCCGAGUUUCAAGUGCGUACAAUCAAGGAAGGUAACUCCAUACUCAAGCUUAAGUUAUGGGAUUCAUCGGGAGAGCCCAGUUUUCAUAAUCUACAGCGUAGUUACUACAAGGAUUGUGAAGGAAUUUUUGUUGUGUUUGAUAUACAGAGCAAGGAUAGCUUUGAGCAGGCAGUGGAAUGGAUUGACGAGCUGCGUCAAACUGUUGCCAGCAGUACGGUGAUUAUUUUAGUUGGAAAUAAAACUGAUAUGGAGGCUUGUCGUGCGGUAACAAAGCAAGAAGCUGAAUCAUUAUGCAAGGAUAACGAUUUAAUGUAUGAGGAAACAUCCACAGUGACUGGCGAGCAUGUCAAAGAUUGUUUUAAAACAAUGACUGCCGCAUUGGUGCAACGACGCGAAAAAGCUGAAGAGCAUAAAGUGCAGCAAAUGGCACAGCAGGAGGACGAGGAUGAGGAUGAAGAAUCACCUUUCUGUUGCUGCAUGACGGCACCAAUCAAAUGUGACAGAGCUGUUGUUGUUGACUAAACAUUUAUAAAUACAUUAACUAUAUAAAUUAUAUAAACUUGUUAGCUUAAACUCUAUAUGCUUAUGU